AUGGUGAGACCUAAGGAUAAAUUUUGGGAACAUGUAGAGCAACGUGGUUUGGGCCGUUUCACAUGUAACUAUUGUGGACUUAAUUAUUCUGGGAGUGUUUCACGAGUGAAAGCUCAUUUAGCUUGUCAAUCUGGACAUGAUGUUCAAAUUUGCACCCAAGUUCUUGAGCACAUUCAAGCUGAUGCCCUAGCAGAAUUUAAUUUGAGUAGAUCUGGUAAGAAAAGAAUGAGUGAUUCUUUUGAAAGUAGAAUGGGUUCCACAAGUAGCACACCUUCUAUGCCUCAUGUUAGGGGUGCACAUCAACCCACAAUGCUAGAGAUGGCUGCUAAGCAAGACAAGAAAUCAUUGGACAUGUUGGUAACUGAUUUUUUUGUCAAUAAUAACAUUUCCUUCAAUGUUAUUCAGACAAAUUCUUUUAUUGAGAUGCUAAGGGGUGCAUGUGCGUAUGGUUGCACAAUUAUGUCUGAUUCUUGGACUGACAUAAAGAAGAGGUCGUGGGUUAAUGUGAUUGCUUACUCUCCUGGGGGUGCUGUGUUUUUGAAAUGUAUUGAGUGCGGUAUAAAUAGAUUAACUUCAAUAUUUCUUUUCAAUGAAAUUUCUGAUGUCAUUGAAAAAGUUGGACCAAACAAUGUUGUGCAAUUUCUUUCAGAUAAUGGUUCUAAUUUUUGUUCUUGUGGUGAUGUGUUGUCUGAAAAAUGGCGUCAUAUAUAUAGAACAAAUAGUGUUGCUCAUGAGAUUAAUCUGCUUUUGAAAGAUAUUCACAAAAAAGUUAAAUGGGUGAGGGAAGUUAUAGAAGAUGAAAAACUUGUAGUGGAUUAUAUUCACAGGCACACAUGUAUUGUAGCAUUGAUGAGAAAAUUCACCAACAAUAGAGAUAUCAAGCAGCCUUGCAAGACAAGGUUUGGUACUUAUUUUUUUAUGCUGCAAUCUCUUAUUGUUGUUGAGAAUGAGUUGAGGCUUUUUGUUGCAUCAUCUGAGUGGAGAGCUUUUCAAUUCAAUAGAGCUGAAAUGGCAGUGAGAACUACUGAAAUAAUUCAAUCAGAUACAUUUUGGGAGGGGGCAAAGAAAGUUGUUGCUUUCAUGGAGCCACUUAUUCGUAUUCUUCGCCUUGUUGAUUCAGAUGGUUCUACUGCAGGUUACUUAUAUGAAGCAACAGAAAGGGUAAAAGAAACAUUGAGAAAAUUUGUGGAGAAAGAUGGAGGGAAGUAUUUAGCCAUAAUGGAUUUGUUUCAAUUUAGGUUAAAGAAGAACAUUAUUCAUCAUGUUCAUCUCUUUGGUGCACUUUUGAAUCCUUUUAUUAUGUUUGGUGGUCGACUUGAUAUUGAUGGAACUAAAUUUAUGAAUGCACAAGAAUUUAUUAUGACCAUCAUGGUUCCUUUAGAAGAUCGUGAGCAAUUCAUGCAAAAAGUCAUUGAUUAUCGCAUGAAAAGUAUAUUGUUGUUCAAUAUGACAGGGCAGACAAUGAUGAAAACUAACCAUCCAAGGAUUUGGUGGCAAUUUGUUGGUAGUGCAUUUCCUGUGCUUCAAAAUAUUGCUUGUAAAAUCUUGAGUCAGCCUUGUAGUUCCUCUCCUUGUGAGCGUAAUUGGAGUGUUUGGGAUGCAGCAUAA
Molecule: messenger RNA, 1608 nt
Organism: Macadamia integrifolia
Lineage: Eukaryota; Viridiplantae; Streptophyta; Magnoliopsida; Proteales; Proteaceae
Exons: 3
Coding region: 1-1608 (535 amino acids)
Molecular function (GO): protein dimerization activity; DNA binding
Source: RefSeq, a predicted model, not a curated record